CUCGCUUCGGAACAUGGACUCCACAGAGGACGAGCAACUCGAGCGAGUCAACUCACUCCCCGACGUUGAACUGUCAUCGACGAGCUCGAGCGUGAGCCUGUCCUCGGUAAUCACCUCCGAGGACUACAGAAGCGCGACGAGCUCCGGCGAGGUCUCGCGAACGACGACGAGCAGCUCUGGCGAGAUUCGGGCGCUGCUGGUCCCGAGUCUGGUCGACCCAGCGCUCUCGACCGCCGAAGAAGUGAGAGUAGCGGUUGCGCGGCCCAAGUGCGUAGGGAGGAACAACAAGGGAGUGACCUGGGGUUUCACUUCGGUGAUUGGGAGGAGGCGAGAGAUGGAGGACGCCGUCGCUGUGAUUCCAAAUUUCAUGUCUCGCACGUGCGAUCACGUGGGCGGUUGUACGGCGCCUGGUUCCAGAUCCUCCGCCGAGAUCUCACCCGUUCAUUUCUUCGGCGUUUACGACGGCCAUGGCGGCAAUCAGGUGGCUAAAUUUUGCGCUGAGAGGACGCAUGAAGUGAUUGCACAGGAGUGGGAUCGAGAAACGAUUGACGGCUACGAAUGGCGAAGGAAAUGGGAAGCGGCAUUCUCGAUUGGUUUUGAGAGAGCUGACAAUGAGCUCAUGGCAGAGUCAGUUGCGCCGGAGAUGGUUGGAUCAACUGCAGUUGUUGCGGUUCUAUCUGGUUGCCAGAUUAUCAUAUCUAAUUGUGGUGACUCUAGGGCUCUUCUUUGCCGAGGGACCGAAACAAUCCCCUUAACUGUUGAUCAGAGACCGGAUUAUACUUCGCCAAGCUCGGGAUCGGCUCGCCGUCGAAGGACUAUUUUGUCCAGGUGGAUACAGGGAGUGACAUCCUGUGGGUCAAUUGCAUCGACUGCACUAACUGUCCAACGAAAAGUGAUAUUGGCGUGAAGCUCACUUUGUAUGAUCCGAAAGGCUCUUCGAGUUCGAAUGCUGUUACUUGUAAUCAGGAGUUUUGCACGUCGAAAUACAACGGUCAGCUUCCGGGCUGCCGGCCGGACUUGCUCUGCCAAUACGACGUGACUUAUGGCGACGGAAGUGCAACGGUGGGAUACUUUGUGAAGGACACUAUUCAAUUUGACAAGGGGACUAAUGGCAGUGUUGUGUUUGGUUGCGGAGCUAAGCAAUCAGGGCAGCUGGGCAAGUCAUCCGAGGCGCUUGAUGGGAUUCUAGGAUUCGGGCAGGCGAAUUCGUCUGUGUUUUCCCAGCUGGCUGCUUUCCGUUCCAAAAGAGCUAUCAGCCUUCCGUGAAGGUGGAGGAGCACAACUUCUUUAGCAGUGAGGAGGCUUGUAGCUUCUUCUCCGAUGAGCAAGCACCUUCACUUCAGUGGUAUUGUCCUAAUCAAUGGUCUAAACCACCCUGUGAAUUUCCAAUCAAAUCCAAGAGCUCUGCUCCCCUUUUUUUCUGCAACAAAAGAACAUGAAGUCAGUAAGAGAGGUUAAGAGAAAGUGACGGAACACGACAAGGCACUUCUUCCUCUCCAUCCAUGCAGCUCC
Pyrus x bretschneideri (Chinese white pear) is the source of this 1512-nucleotide messenger RNA. Its product is annotated as protein phosphatase 2C 53-like. The record is from RefSeq and is a predicted model, not a curated record. Bases 14 to 907 code for a protein of 297 amino acids. Gene Ontology annotation, biological process: protein dephosphorylation. Lineage: Eukaryota; Viridiplantae; Streptophyta; Magnoliopsida; Rosales; Rosaceae. The transcript has a single exon. Gene Ontology annotation, molecular function: protein serine/threonine phosphatase activity; cation binding.